AUUCUCAAGAAUUCUGAAGUGCUCCCUUCUCUCUCUUUCUCUUUUGCUCACUCUUGAUCUUUCUGUCUCUCUCUCCCUACCCCUAAACCAAAAAUACAGGAAUAGUUGUCUUAUUAUUAGUGACUUAAAUGAUGCUUUUGAACAAGAAGAUGCUGGAUACUUUUGGUGACUAGCACCAUCCCACUUUUUUUCUUUUAAAUUCCUGAGCUAUUGUUUACUAGUACAUUCUUUUAUUCCUAUUUCUACUAGAGCUGAAUGUUACUUGGGUGGAAAGCCUAAUUGCUUUCUUCUCUAGGUCCUUAAAGCCUUUGCUAAUGUUUCUGUCUGAGAGUUCCCAAAGCCAGGGUUCUAGGAGAGUUUGGCAUAUCUGAACAGCUGAACCACAGAAUAAUGGAGUAGGUCCGGCGGGGUGUGGGAGCAGGGCAUCCUGUCAAUAAAAGAGCUCCCCUCUCUGCACACAUGGCCAGUUAAUUGGCCAUUCUGGGAAAGUAUGGAUGGGGAGGGGGGCUUCUGAGAAUCGCUGGUGACAGUUAAGUGGCCUUUUGUUGACGUCCUCUGCUGAACAACUUUGUUGGAUUUAGCCUCUGCUUUUUCCUCUGCCUCCUGUGGAUUUUCUGUUAGGUUCAUUUACCAUUCAGGCAUCAUCUUUCAUUCUCCCCUUCCAAUAUGACUGCUUUGUGUCCUGGCCUUGGCUUUAUUCCUGCUCUUCCCAGACCAUAAAGGGGGCUGUGUGGGGUUUCGGCAGGAUCGAGAAAUUGACUCUGCUGUCUGUUGAGAACCAUAAUGAUUGCAGUAACCUUGGUGUCUAGCAGAGGAUGCGCUACCUGCGCCAGCCUGAUGGCGACCAGCUGAAGAUAGAGGUGCUGCGUUGUCUUGAGGCCUCCACCAUGCCUGGAUGUGAGGAAAGCCCCUGAAGCUCGCCUGAAGGAAGAAGCAUGCAGGGUACCCCCGGAGGAAGUGUGUGCCCUGGCCUGUCCCCUGUGGACAGGUGGACACUCCUGGUCUCCAGUUUUAUUAUGGUAGCAGCUUCGGGCCAAAUGAAUUUCACAGGAGACCAGGUUCUUCGAGUCUUGGCUAAAAAUGAGAAGCAGCUUUCAGUUCUCAGGGAUCUGGAGGGCCUGAAGCCCCAGAAGGUGGACUUCUGGCGUGGCCCGGCCAGGCCCAGCCUCCCUGUGGAUAUGAGAGUUCCUUUCUCUGCACUGAAAGACAUCAAAGCUUUCCUGGAGUCUCAUGGCCUUGCUUAUAGCAUCAUGAUAAAGGACAUCCAGGUGCUGCUGGACAAGGAGAGAGAAGCCAUGGCGAGGUCCCGCCGGUUGGAGCGCAGCACCAGUAGCUUCAGCUACUCCUCUUACCACACUCUGGAGGAGAUAUAUAGCUGGAUUGACAACUUUGUAACUGAGCAUUCAGAUAUUGUCUCAAAAAUUCGGAUUGGCCACAGCUUUGAAAAUCGGUCCAUUCUUGUUCUGAAGUUCAGCACUGGAGGUUCUCAGCGCCGGGCCAUCUGGAUCGACACCGGAAUCCACUCCCGGGAGUGGAUCACCCAUGCCACUGGCAUCUGGACAGCCAAGAAGAUUGUCAAUGAAUAUGGCAAAGACCACACCCUGACAAACAUACUGAAUGCCAUGGACAUCUUCAUGGAGAUUGUCACCAACCCUGAUGGGUUUGCAUUUACCCACAGCAUGAACCGCCUGUGGCGGAAGAACAAGUCUACUCGACCUGGAGUCUUCUGCAUUGGUGUGGAUCUUAACAGGAACUGGAAGUCGGGCUUUGGAGGAAAUGGUUCUAAUAACAACCCCUGCUCAGAGACUUAUCAUGGGCCCUCUGCUCAGUCGGAGCCGGAGGUGGCUGCCAUUGUGGACUUCAUCACUGCCCAUGGGAACAUCAAGGCUCUGAUCUCCAUUCACAGCUACUCUCAGAUGCUCAUGUACCCUUAUGGGCACUCACUGGAGCCUGUUCCAAACCAGAAGGAGUUGUACAAUCUUGCCAAGGACGCAGUGCAGGCCCUGUAUCAAGUCCACGGGAUCGAGUACAUUUAUGGCAGCAUCAGCACCACCCUCUACAUGGCCAGCGGGAUCACCGUCGACUGGGCCUAUGACAAUGGCAUCAAGUACUCCUUCACCUUCGAGCUCCGGGACACGGGGCGCUACGGCUUCCUGCUGCCGGCCUCUCAGAUCAUCCCCACGGCCCAGGAGACGUGGCUGGCGCUUCGGACAAUCAUGGAGCACACCCUGAAUCACCCCUACUAGCAACAGCACUGAGGGCAGAGCGGGAGCAUUCAUUUCCUACCCCCAGGCCUGAGAGGCUCCUCCUGAAGCCCAAGUUGUAUAUCCUCUUCCCCACACACUCACCCUGGCCCCUUAGCAAAUAAAUACGAGUUUGAACAGGCUUGGCGGCCUCUGGUGCUGGCCACCGAUGCCUUUGGGCAGCUUGAAAUGCCUCUUCACACCUCAGGAAUUCAGGAGGCUGAGGGGGCUAGCAGACCUCGUAUUUCUUCCUCCUGCAAUGUUCUCCAGGCCCAGAACAGAUAACUCAGUCUCCGGGAGCUGAGACACAUAGACACAUUGUCCCCUUGGUGUUUAUACUCUAAGAUGAUCCUGGAGGGGACAAUGUUUGAGCAAAAGGAUUGGGUCUCCAGUGGUGGCGUUUCUGGCACCAUGAGGGAUAGGUGGGUACAGACCGGCGACUUCGUCCACUUCCUGUUUCAUUUCCCAUACUGUGUAGACAGGCAGGGGCACAUUUCAGUGGCUCCCAUUUAGAAGAUCCCAUUCAUCCUCUAAGGGAAGACUGAGCACCCUCCCAGUCUCCCCUGGUCUCGGGGGCAGAGUCACAGCCAGUCAGUGGCAGCACAGCAAAGCAUCACACAUCCAGGAAGAGGAGUCCUCUUUCUCCUUUACCCAUAGUCACCAUGGUUGUCAGGCACCGAGCAGUUAGUCCAGGGCAGGCAUUUACUAAGUAAGGACUCUAUUUAAAGGAGAGAAGGGGAUGAUAUUUUGAGAUACAAAUGAGGUGCCCUCCACUGCAUCCGGAAGCUCCUUAUAGCUUUUGUCUUCCUCCACCUUUGGGGAGCAGGGAUGGUGGGCCUAUUUGUCCUGCCCUCAGGGGGAGGCAGGUACUCUGAAGAAGCCACAUGGGUUUGUGUCAGUCUGAGGCAGAAAACAAGACUUUCAUUCACAAGGGCCAGACUUUUGUUGUUUCUGUUGCAAAAGAAAAGAAUUGUGGGACCUGUGAUUUGGUCCCUGAGGACACAUGGCACAGGGUUUUACUAUAAAUCACAUAUAGGAUAUGGAAGAAAGCAGGGUGAAAUAAGAACAAGUCUCCCUUUCUACCCAACCUGUAAAAGAAGACAGAGGUCGACUCAGUGGAAGGCGGGGAUCGGCAGUGAUGAAAAAUCUCAUAAGUAAGGCCCAUGUCCAGUGUGGCAGCUGAGCAGCAGACUGAGGAUGGCUAAGUAAGGGGUCUAGAUAGGUGAUAAAAGUGUACCUGUGGGGGUACCCAUAGUGCUGGGCACAUCCGAGCAGCACAGCUGUCGAGAGCGCUAAGCAAAGACAUGGUGAGGAGGUCUGGGGUAGAGGCAAGAAGGCUGAACCCAGGGGCUAUGCCGUCAGUGGCCAUGGUGGCACAGUGGCCAGGGGAUACCUGUGCCUACGACCAGCUGUGCCAUGAGGAUGCCUGAGGAAGUCACUGAGGUAAUGAACACCUGAAGAGCCCAGAUCUCCUCCAGGGGCAGAGCCAACAAGGGAGGAGGAGAGCGUGCCAGUUUGGGCUGCAGUUCCUCAAAAGAGGCGGAAUUGUUUUUGAGCUGGAAGUGAUUUGAACAAGCUAGAAUUUCCAAGCUCAAGUUUUCUCUAUUAGUGGAAAUACAAGGCCAUGGGCUGAAUUCGU
This is a messenger RNA of Canis lupus familiaris (dog), 3882 nucleotides long. It is a transcript of the gene CPA5, whose product is annotated as carboxypeptidase A5. Bases 936 to 2246 code for a protein of 436 amino acids. The record is from RefSeq and is a predicted model, not a curated record. The transcript has 12 exons. Gene Ontology annotation, biological process: proteolysis. Gene Ontology annotation, molecular function: zinc ion binding; metallocarboxypeptidase activity. Lineage: Eukaryota; Metazoa; Chordata; Mammalia; Carnivora; Canidae.